Molecule: messenger RNA, 417 nt
Organism: Camelina sativa (false flax)
Lineage: Eukaryota; Viridiplantae; Streptophyta; Magnoliopsida; Brassicales; Brassicaceae
Source: RefSeq, a predicted model, not a curated record
AUGGCAGCUGUAGUUUUCGCUUUGAAGAUUUGGAGAUCUUAUCUUUAUGACGGAAAGAGGCGGUGGAUUGAGUUAGUAGCAGAUUCUGAUCUGGAUAUAGCUUACCACCUCGGUAAAGCUAACUUGGUAGCAGAGGCUCUAAGCAGGAAGCAGGCGACGUCUGCUCAGGAGCAGGAUAUGGAGUCUCUGGUGAGUGAGAUCCGAACUUUGAGGUUAUGUGCUAUCUCACAAGAGCCAUUGGGAUUGGAAGAAGUUGACAGAGCGGAUCUACUGAGUAGAGUGCAGUUGGCUCAGGAUAUUGAUGUGGGGCUGGUGAAUGUCUCUAAGGCUGAGGGUUCAGAGUAUCAGGUCUCUACUAAUGGGACUAUCCUGGUGCAUGGUCAGGUUUGUGUGCCCAAGGAUGAGGGCCUGAGGUAG